Molecule: messenger RNA, 594 nt
Organism: Capsicum annuum
Lineage: Eukaryota; Viridiplantae; Streptophyta; Magnoliopsida; Solanales; Solanaceae
Product: ethylene-responsive transcription factor 4-like
Exons: 1
Coding region: 1-594 (197 amino acids)
Biological process (GO): regulation of DNA-templated transcription
Molecular function (GO): DNA-binding transcription factor activity; DNA binding
Source: RefSeq, a predicted model, not a curated record
AUGGCACGUAGGCAUAGACGUACAGCGGCGGCAACAGCAACACCGGUAGAAAAGGAGGUGCAUUACCGUGGAGUAAGAAAGAGGCCAUGGGGGAAAUAUGCAGCGGAGAUAAGAGAUCCACAUAGGAAAUGCCAAGUAUGGUUAGGUACAUUUGAUACAACAGUGGAGGCAGCGAUGGCGUAUGAUGCAGCAGCCAUAAAGUUUCGAGGCAUUAAGGCAAAGACAAACUUCCCAAUUCCUGUUGAUUUGACUCGAAGUCACAGUGAGGUGAGUACUGUUGAAUCAUCUACCGCGAAGACUAAGGUGAAGAAAGUGGAGGUUCCAGAGGAACUGGUGAUUGUUGAAUCAUCACAUCCCCUAUUGGAUCUAACCCUUGGCAGGUCCUCGUAUUGUCUAGGAAGUAAGUUAUUUUCCUCCCAGACUCAGAAUCAUCUGGAUGCUCAUGGUCGUGAUCAUGGUGGUCUUGAUCGUGGUGAAAUGUUUCAUACUAACAGAUUCGGAUCCAUAAUCAUGGGUUCCGAUGCAGGAAAUCUCAGCGAGUCGGAUUCUUCAUCAGUGGUUGAUUUUAUGGGUAACGAUACUAAGGACAUUUAG